AUGGCGGCCCGGCGCCUCCUCUUCCUCCAAAGUUGCCGCAGCUACUCUACCUCAGCCUCAGCUGAGGACAUGGUCAUCUCGUCCCUCCGCUUCCUCCCCUCCCCUACCAUUACCAAUCCACCUCCAAUCCCUACUAUUCUUCAUUCUACCGACUCUCCUCCUGACCCCCAUCCAACGCUUACCGCCAUGCUCCUAUCUGCUGCAGAUCGCCUCCGUGGGGUCUUCCUCCUCAAGCCCCCUGGCCGCACUGCGCUACACCAGGCGCUAUCCUCAACAGGCAUUGGCGCUGCCAUGGCGCUCUCACCAGAUGUUCUUGCCAAUGUCGUCAACGCUGGCGAACUCAAUGGUGCCGCCACUGUCACUUUCUUCGAUUGGGCGGUCACUAACUCCAAGCCUCCCCCAUCCGUCCACACCUGCAACAUUGUCAUUAGGGCAUUGGGGAGGAAGAAAUUCUUUGAUUUUCUAGAUGACGCCGUUCAGAUCAUGCGCAGAAACAACAUCUUUCCAGACCUGACCACGCUGGAGAUCAUCAUUGAUAGCCUAGUUGCCGCCAGGCAUGUCAGUAGGGCUGUUGAGGUGCUCAGUACCGACCAAUUUGGAUUUGGGAUUGGGAAAGCCUGCCACAGAAAGGAGGCAUUUACUGUCCUCAUCAGGUGUCUUUGCCGGAGGUCACAUGUUGGUCUUGCUAGCUCACUCUUGCAGGCUGCUCGUAAGGAGUUGCUUGGUCUUGAUAGCGAUGUGUACAAUGAUGUCAUGGGUGGUUGGGCAAGGUUUGGGAGUGUUGAUAAAUUGCAGGAGGUUUGGACAAAGAUGCAGGAGGAUGGGCUAGUUCCAAAUGAGGUUUCACAUUGCCAUCUAAUUGAGGGAUUGGGUAGAGCCGGGCAGACUGAGGACGCACUCAGUGAGUUUGAGAAUAUGGUACAUGGGAGAUAUGGUCCAACUACGAUGACCUACAAUGCACUUAUUUUCAAUUUUAUUUCAGUUGGGGAUUUGGACAGUUGCAUCAAGUAUUACAAGGAUAUGUUGGAAAAGAACUGUCCCCCAAACAUCGACACGUACUCCAAGAUGAUUAAAGCCUUUUUGAGAGGUCGCAGGGUAGCUGAUGCGCUCCACAUGUUUGAUGACAUGUUGGUCCAAGGAGUUCUGCCAAAUACUGGGAUGAUAACAUCAUUUAUCAAUCCAUUGUGUACAUUUGGACCACCUCAUGCUGCUUUGAUGAUAUACAAAAAGAGUAGGAAGGCUGGUUGUGUGAUAUCCUUGAAAGCUUAUAAGCUUUUGCUAGAAAGGCUCGCUAAAUUUGGGAAGAGUGGAAUUGUUUUGGACAUUUGGGAAGAGAUGCAGGAGUGCGGAUAUCAACCCGAUAAGGAGAUUUACGAGUUUAUUGUAAAUGGGCUUUGCAGUGUGGGUAAGGUUGAUGCUGCUGUGUCUGUGGUAGAGGAAUCACUUCGGAAUGGCUUCUGUCUUGGGAGAGUUGUUUGCAGCAAACUGAACAACAAGCUGUUGGAGAUGGACAAAGUUGAGACCGCAUAUAAUUUGUUCAAGAAAGUCAAACAUGCGCGUGCACUUACUAAUUCACGCAAUUAUUGUCGUGCUAAUGGUUGGCAUUCCUGA
Messenger RNA from Miscanthus lutarioriparius, 1611 nucleotides. NCBI's taxonomy places the organism in Eukaryota, Viridiplantae, Streptophyta, Magnoliopsida, Poales, Poaceae. The record is from the annotation of a GenBank genome assembly.